AGAAGAUUUACGUUAAAGGUGGUCAUGUGACUAACUUCUGUAAGCCAAAGGCGUUUGUUGUUAGCCAAUGUGUGAACUGUGAAAAUGGAGCCGUUUAGAAGGCUAGUGAACUGUUUUGUGUUUCUAUCUGCAGUAUGGGAUGUCGCCCAUUUGCAGAACGGUGGAAUGCUCUUCCCCCGAGAGUCGUCGUCGCGGGAGAUCAAAGAACUGAAUGGGCUGUGGGACUUCAGAGCCGACGUCUCCCACGACAGGAACUUGGGCUUUCAACAGGCAUGGUAUAAAAGUCGCCUUGCAGAGACCGGUCCAGUGAUUGACAUGCCAGUGCCUGCCAGCUACAACGACAUCACCCAGGAUCCACAGCUGAGGGAUUUCAUUGGCUGGGUGUGGUAUGAGAGAGAGGUGUUGGUACCCUCACGAUGGGUGUCUGAUGAGGGAACCAGAGUCGUGCUGAGGGUUGGGAGUGCACACUACUACUCAGUGGUUUGGGUGAAUGGACUCAAAAUGACAGAGCACGAGGGCGGCCAUCUUCCCUUCGAGGCUGAGAUCAGCGAUGUCCUCCGUAAGGACCCAGGUGGGGCCUGCAGGAUCACCAUAGCUGUCAACAACACCCUGACUCUCCAAACUCUGCCCCCAGGGACCAUUCAACAUAUGGACGACCCCACCAGGUAUCCUGCUAACUAUGUUGUACAAAGCACAAACUUUGACUUCUUCAACUAUGCUGGUUUGCAUCGUCCUGUUCUACUGUAUACCACUCCUACGGCGUAUGUUGAUGACAUCACAGUGCUGACAUCCUUUGCUGACAACAUUGGGCUCGUCAGUUACCAGGUGUCAGUGCUGGGCAGUCUCAACUCCACGCUGAAGGUGACCCUGUCGGACAAAGAUGGCCACUCUGUGGCCUCCUCCACUGGACCGUCUGGGGUCCUCAAAGUGAUGGACGUCAGCCUGUGGUGGCCAUAUCUAAUGCAUGAGAGCCCAGGUUAUUUGUAUUCUAUGGAGGUUCACAUGACGACAGCUAGCGAGGGUUCUGUCUGUGAGGAUGUUUAUGCUCUGCCUGUGGGAAUCCGCACGGUCCAGGUCACCAACACACAGUUUCUCAUCAACAGCAAACCCUUCUAUUUCCACGGAGUCAACAAACAUGAGGAUGCUGAUAUCAGAGGAAAGGGCCUGGACUGGCCCCUGAUUGUGAAGGAUUUUAACCUGUUGAAGUGGCUGGGGGCCAACUCGUUCAGGACCAGUCACUACCCGUACGCUGAGGAGAUCCUGCAGAUGGCAGACCGCCAUGGCAUUGUGGUCAUUGACGAGUGUCCCGGGGUGGGUAUCGCAGACAUCCGUAGUUUUGGGAACGCCUCACUGUCUCAUCACCUGGUGGUCAUGGACGAACUGGUGAGAAGGGACAAGAAUCACGCCUCCGUGGUCAUGUGGUCUGUAGCCAAUGAGCCGGCCGCUGAGAUGCCCCCUGCUGGAUUCUAUUUCAAGACACUGAUAGCUCAUACCAAAUCUCUGGAUGUCACUCGACCGGUCACGUUUAUCACCGCCAGUAACUUUGCCAGGGACAAGGGGGCUCCCUAUGUGGAUGUGAUAUGUGUGAACAGUUACUUCUCCUGGUACAGUGACCCAGGUCACCCGGAGGUCAUCCCCUACCAGCUCAACACCCAGUUUGAGAACUGGUACAGGAAGUACCAGAAACCCAUCAUCCAGAGUGAAUACGGAGCUGAUGUGGUUCCGGGAAUGCACACGGAUCCUCCCAUGAUGUUCACUGAGGAAUACCAGAAAAUCGUGUUAAAAAACUACCAUGACGUGUUCGACCAGAAGAGGAAGGAGUAUGUCAUUGGAGAACUCAUCUGGAACUUUGCUGACUUCAUGACGGCACAAACGGUGGCCCGUGUUGUGGGCAACAAGAAGGGAAUCUUCAGCCGGCAGAGGCAGCCCAAAGCUGGGGCCUUCCUCCUGAGGGAGAGGUACUGGAGGCUGGCCAAUGAGACGGGCCUGCUGCCCACCUGGUCCAGGUACCCCUGCUACCUGGCUACAUAUCCCUGACACACCUGGGUCGUAUUCAUUAGCGCAGAACCCUGCACAUUAUAACAAAACAUUUCUAAACGCUUUGCAACCCAAAAACAAAUAAUUUCUUAUUUGAUGAGUCCAGGUAGUCCUCUGUUUUUUUCCGUGUUGUGUCUUAACACCAACCUGUAUGACGCAGACUGCGUGACGACUAGAACACACAAUUACCAGAAACAACGGGAUCAAUGGCUGCGUUUACACAAAAGCAGCUCAAUUCUGAUAUUUGUUUCACUAAUUGGUCAAACGACCAGAUCUGAUUUAGUGGAAGAAUGAUCAGAAUUGGUGUGCCUGUGGAAACGCACCUAUUCCUGUGCGUCCCUCUUCGCUGACGCCUGGCAGAUCUUACAACGCCUGGGGGUAGCUAUUUUACCUAUCCGCUUAACCACGUAUGUUAUAGCAAUGUCAAUAGGUGGAUUUGAUUAUGCGGAGCUGCAGGUCAACGGUCUAUGGCGCGUGACGUGAACGAUCAAAAUCAGUAAGAAGGAGUGUCGUCCUCAAAUCAAAUCAGUAAGGAGGAGUGUCCUUCUCAAAUCAAAUCAGUAAGGAGGAGUGUCCUUCUCAAAUCAAAUCAGUAAGAAGGAGUGUCCUUCUCAAAUCAAAUCAGUAAGAAGGAGUGUCCUUCUCAAAUCAAAUCAGUAAGAAGGAGUGUCCUUCUCAAAUCAAAUCAGUAAGGAGGAGUGUCCUUCUCAAAUCAAAUCAGUAAGGAGGAGUGUCCUUCUCAAAUCAAAUCAGUAAGGAGGAGUGUCCUUCUCAAAUCAAAUCAGUAAGAAGGAGUGUCCUUCUCAAAUCAAAUCAGUAAGAAGGAGUGUCCUUCUCAAAUCAAAUCAGUAAGAAGGAGUGUCCUUCUCAAAUCAAAUCAGUAAGGAGGAGUGUCCUUCUCAAAUCAAAUCAGUAAGGAGGAGUGUCCUUCUCAAAUCAAAUCAGUAAGGAGGAGUGUCCUUCUCAAAUCAAAUCAGUAAGAAGGAGUGUCCUUCUCAAAUCAAAUCAGUAAGGAGUGUCCUUCUCAAAUCAAAUCAGUAAGAAGGAGUGUCCUUCUCAAAUCAAAUCAGUAAGGAGGAGUGUCCUUCUCAAAUCAAAUCAGUAAGAAGGAGUGUCCUUCUCAAAUCAAAUCAGUAAGAAGGAGUGUCCUUCUCAAAUCAAAUCAGUAAGAAGGAGUGUCCUUCUCAAAUCAAAUCAGUAAGGAGGAGUGUCCUUCUCAAAUCAAAUCAGUAAGGAGGAGUGUUCUUCUCAAAUCAAAUCAGUAAGGAGGAGUGUCCUUCUCAAAUCAAAUCAGUAAGAAGGAGUGUCCUUCUCAAAUCAAAUCAGUAAGAAGGAGUGUCCUUCUCAAAUCAAAUCAGUAAGAAGGAGUGUCCUUCUCAAAUCAAAUCAGUAAGGAGGAGUGUCCUUCUCAAAUCAAAUCAGUAAGGAGGAGUGUCCUUCUCAAAUCAAAUCAGUAAGGAGGAGUGUCCUUCUCAAAUCAAAUCAGUAAGGAGGAGUGUCCUUCUCAAAUCAAAUCAGUAAGGAGGAGUGUCCUUCUCAAAUCAAAUCAGUAAGGAGUGUCCUUCUCAAAUCAAAUCAGUAAGGAGGAGUGUCCUUCUCAAAUCAAAUCAGUAAGAAGGAGUGUCCUUCUCAAAUCAAAUCAGUAAGAAGGAGUGUCCUUCUCAAAUCAAAUCAGUAAGAAGGAGUGUCCUUCUCAAAUCAGUAAGAAGGAGUGUCCUUCUCAAAUCAAAUCAGUAAGAAGGAGUGUCCUUCUCAAAUCAAACGGUCAUCUGCGCUGUUCGGUCAUGUUAACUUUUCAUUCGGAAGGCAGAUCGUUUAUUUUUUUUAAAAUCAAAAGCAAUCACUUUUGCAUGUGAAAACACAGAAUUCCUACUCAUUACUCCCAUGUCUUUAAUCUUUAACCUGUUCCAAAACAAAUGCAAUCAACACGCCUACCCGGGCCAGAUGAAUCAAAUGCCCUCAUUUGAGACAGUCGAUGACUUGGUACACAACCAUUGGUUACCACCUCUGUCUUGCCUCUUUUUUUUUUUUGUAAUUCAGGGGAUCAACCAGUUAUAUACAUGAAUGUGAAUCAUGAUGCUUUUCAGUGUAAAUAAAUGGGAAUGUGAUGUAUGAAAGAAAGAA
Molecule: messenger RNA, 4161 nt
Organism: Oncorhynchus nerka (sockeye salmon)
Lineage: Eukaryota; Metazoa; Chordata; Actinopteri; Salmoniformes; Salmonidae
Product: beta-glucuronidase-like
Exons: 12
Coding region: 85-2037 (650 amino acids)
Biological process (GO): carbohydrate metabolic process; glucuronoside catabolic process
Molecular function (GO): carbohydrate binding; beta-glucuronidase activity
Source: RefSeq, a predicted model, not a curated record